Lycium ferocissimum is the source of this 1026-nucleotide messenger RNA. RefSeq lists its product as uncharacterized. The coding region runs from base 1 to 1026 and encodes 341 amino acids. Gene Ontology annotation, molecular function: zinc ion binding. The record is from RefSeq and is a predicted model, not a curated record. NCBI's taxonomy places the organism in Eukaryota, Viridiplantae, Streptophyta, Magnoliopsida, Solanales, Solanaceae. The transcript is spliced from 3 exons.
AUGAUAAGAGGGACACCUGCCCACGGGUAUGCAGUUCUAGAUGCUUACAGUUAUAUGCUUAGGACUGUAAAUGAAGGAAGCAAGACAUCGCUGAAAGUUGAUGACAAAGGGAGGUUCAAAUAUUUCUUUGUAUCUUAUGGAUCUUGGAUUAGGGGAUUUGUGCAUAUGAGAAAUGUCUUGGCUAUUGACGGGAUAUUCUUAAGGGGCCCGUACGAGGGAGUUCUGUUAUAUGCUGUGGCACAAGAUACGAAAAAUCAUAUUUUUCAUGUUGCAUUUUGUGUAGUAGAUAAGGAGUGUGAUGCUUCAUAUGAAUACUUUUUUGAGCAAUUGCUAGACAUAAUCCCCAAUACUACAGAGUUGUGCAUCAUUUCUGAUAGGCAUCCAAGCAUAGGAAAAAUGGUAUCAAAGAUUUACUCUGAAGCACACCACGGAUGUUACACGAGGAAACUUGCUGAAAAUGCAAGAAAAGAAUUUCAUUGUGGAGAUUUCCUUGGACAUUUUUAUCAUGCAACUAAAGCAUACCGGAGAGAUAUGUUCAAUGACCAUUUUGAAGAAAUCAGAUAUAUCAAUGCAGAAGUCGCCGAUUAUCUUGAGAAUAUUAGCUUUCCAAGAAUCGCAGUAGUUGUGGGACAAUUAAAGUAUGAUAUAUUGACCUCAAACAUUGCUGAGUCUGUUAACUCAAUGUUUAAUGAAGAAAGAGAAUUCCCCAUUACUGCUCUAUUCGAUGCUAUAAGUAGGAGGUGGUCAGAAAUAUUCCAUGAGAGGCAGAUGACAUACGUCAACUUAACAACUAUCUUUGUCCCUUCAGCUGAAAAGAAAAUAAUGACUAACAAGAAUCUGGGAAAUAAGUUAUUGCUCCAUCGAAUAGAUGAAGACACAUUCACCAUCACCAGGGAAAGUGGGAUCUUAGUGAUAGAUUUACGAAGAAAAACAUGUUCGUGUCGAGAGUUUGACUUGGACAAAUUACCUUGUUCACAUGCUAUGGCAGCGCUAGAAGUAAAUUCGGAGAUGAAUAUGGAAAGAUGA